Molecule: messenger RNA, 441 nt
Organism: Thlaspi arvense
Lineage: Eukaryota; Viridiplantae; Streptophyta; Magnoliopsida; Brassicales; Brassicaceae
Source: the annotation of a GenBank genome assembly
CAGCUUCCUUCUUCACUCUCAAUCUCAAUCUCGAUCUCGAUCUCGAUCUCAUCAAUGGAGGAGGAGAUAGUUCUGCUGGACUUUUGGUCAAGCCCAUUUGGGGUGAGGGCGAGAAUAGCUUUGGCAGAGAAAGGGUUAGCGUAUCAGUCUAGGGAAGAAAACGUGUUCAACAAGAGCUCUUUGCUCCUCGAGAUGAAUCCAGUCAAAAAGCAAAUCCCAGUUCUGAUCCACAAGGGGAAGCCUGUGUGCGAGUCCCUCAUCAUAGUAGAGUACAUAGAUGAGGUGUGGAAGCACAAGUCUCCUCUAUUGCCUUCUGAUCCUUGCCAGAGAGCUCAUGCCAGGUUCUGGGCCGACUACGUAGACAAGAAGAUUCAUAGCCUAGGGAAGGAGAUGUGGAUAUCCAAAGGGCAAGCCGAGAAGCAGCAAAAAAGGAGUUCAUAA